Molecule: messenger RNA, 678 nt
Organism: Geodia barretti
Lineage: Eukaryota; Metazoa; Porifera; Demospongiae; Tetractinellida; Geodiidae
Source: the annotation of a GenBank genome assembly
AUGCAGAUUCUAUGUGAACAGAAUAUUACCGAAAAACUAUUUACGCUCUAUAAUCAACUUCUCGCGCAACACGGAAACCGGAAGUGGUGGCCCGCAGACACACCGUUUGAAGUGGCACUCGGUGCGAUCCUAACGCAAGCGACUUCGUGGCGCAACGUCGAAAAAGCGAUGGACAAUCUCAAAAAUGCUGAUGCUUUUACCGCUGAGGAGAUAGCUUCUAUCAGUCAACCCACGUUGGAACGGCUCAUCCGACCGUCGCGCUACUUCCGUAUGAAGGCGCAAAAGGUACGUGCAUUUGUGGAACAUAUCGCAGAACGUCCGAUGCACGUUAUGUUUACGCAGGAUGUCCCCGAAUUGCGUGAAGAACUGCUCUCCAUCUACGGGGUCGGUCCUGAGACAGCGGAUACGAUUAUCCUCUAUGCUGCUGGCAAACCGAGUUUUGUUGUUGAUUCAUAUACCUAUAGACUCUUCUCACGGCUCGGAUGGGUUACAGGAAAUUACAACUAUGACAAACUCCGUGCCCUGUUUAUGGACAAUCUUCCCCACGAUGUUGAUCUUUUCAAUGAGUAUCAUGCGUUAAUCGUUGGACACGGUGCGAGAGUAUGUCAUAAGAAAACGCCGAACUGUCAAGAGUGCCGUUUGCGGGGGUCUUGUGCCUAUUACAAAGCGUCUGAGUGA